GGAGUUCGGGAGCCGGUUACCAUAUGAAGGCGCCGACCGGCAUGUUCGCCAAACUGGCGCCCCUGUUCGAUGCCACCAUCAACUCCCGUACGCCCCAGGAGACCUGCGAUCGCCGGUGGCUUCUUUUUUGCCCCUUCCCCGUAGCUGUCAAGCGAGCGAGAGAGGAAGAGAAAGAGCGCGACGCACCUGAUGACGGUGAUGCGAUGAUGGUGGAGAAGAGAGAAGACGAGAUGGAGGCGUCGGCCGACGCGAUACCACCGCCGUUCUCCUCCCAGAUUCCGUCCACCUUUCCGCUUCCUGGAGGGUUCUUCGACGCCGACGGAGGGGACAAGGGCUCCGUCGGCUUCCUGGAGCUUCUCGGUCUCCGGGAUCUCAACCAGUCUCCCUUCCUAUUCGAGUUGCCCCGGCCGACCUCAGCAGUGGAGCCGCCGCCCGCGACGUCCGAUCCUCCCCCACGACUUCCUCCCCCGGCGGAGUCAUCCGACACUGCCAACUUCCCGGCGACACCGUCGUCGAUCUCGUCGUCCUCGACCGAGGCUGCCGUCAACGCGAUCAAGCCCGCGGCCUCCUCCAUCACCAACGGCGACGAGGGCGAGCAGGCGAAGACAAACAGAACGACCAAGGAGGAAGAGAAGAAGAAGAAGGGGCAAAAGCGUCAAAGGGAGCCGAGAUUUGCGUUCAAGACUCGGAGCGAAGUCGAUCACUUGGAAGACGGCUACCGGUGGCGCAAGUACGGACAAAAGGCGGUCAAGAACAGCCCCUACCCCAGGAGUUACUACCGUUGCACCAGCGCCGCGUGCGGCGUCAAGAAGCGGGUGGAGCGGUCGUCGGAGGACCCGGCGGUGGUGGUGACGACGUACGAGGGGCAGCACACCCACCCCAGCCCCAUCCGGGCACGUGGCGCUCACCAACCGCUCCCUCCGCCGUCCCUGGUCCUGUUGGAACCGCCCCCGCCUCCUCUGGGUUUCGGCUUUCCUUCGUCGGUGCGCUCCAAGGACGUUCACCUCCCCCUGCUCGGUUGCUAUCUCCCGCCUCCACCGUUGGAUUUCCGCCCCAUGACCGCUCCACAGCCUCUCAUGUUGACCUCCGAUCCGACCACCGCAGUCGCCAUCUCCGGUGAUCCGAGACACGGCUGCAAUAGGACAGCUGAGGUCUCCAUCAGGGAUCACGGGCUGCUGCAGGACUUGAUACCAUCGAAGAUAAGGAAGGAGGAGGAGUUGUAGAGUAAUGGUACGUUAAUUCUCUUUUAACUCUCCUUAUAAAAAAAUGCCUUUUUUUUUUCUCCUCCUCCUCUUUAGAAGUUUCUUUCUUCUGACCUCGAUCAGUUGAACGGAGGAUUCCUAGCAGUCCUUUACCAUGUACGCUGAUCACCUUCUGCUGAUGAUGUUGUACUAUUUAGUUGUCAUCCCAGCACUAUUCCUCUGUAUAACGAAUGACUAGUACAUCUUCCUUGAUU
Messenger RNA from Musa acuminata subsp. malaccensis (wild Malaysian banana), 1456 nucleotides. RefSeq names its product WRKY transcription factor 23. NCBI's taxonomy places the organism in Eukaryota, Viridiplantae, Streptophyta, Magnoliopsida, Zingiberales, Musaceae. Gene Ontology annotation, molecular function: sequence-specific DNA binding; DNA-binding transcription factor activity. Gene Ontology annotation, biological process: regulation of DNA-templated transcription. The record is from RefSeq and is a predicted model, not a curated record.